AUCCGAUUCAGUCUUGUUUGGACCGUCGAGCGAUCGAGAACCGGAUUUCAACGUUAGUCGGCGAAUCGCGAGAGCGUGUGUGUAUUUGUGUGUGAACGUUGUUUUGGGACACCGAUACGGAUACGGGUACGGAUAUACGGAUAUACGGCAGCGGUACGCGAUUAGCAAUCCCCCAACCGGUUGCAGUGGUGCUGGUGCACCUUCAAAUAAGUGAAUAAUAGUGUUUCAAGGUAUCUGAAAGAUAGCCAAGAGCAGAGCAAAGUAGCUGUGUUUGUGUGUGCGGUGCUUUUGUGCGGAGUCGCCACCCCCGUGGAUUAGUGGCACCCUGCUGCAAAUAGCCCACCACUUUCACUGAGUGUGAUAGUGUGUGUGUAAACAAUUAAAAAUUGCAUUUAAACAACAAUCAGCAUCAGUAGUAGCUAUAACGAUAACUCGGGCGUGCCAAAACCGCAGCGAAGGGUGCUUUUCGGUGAAUUUUUGCGUAAAAUCGAUAGCCAGAUAGACCCUCUUUCUACUGCCAACCAACCUCACACAACCCGCUCCGCGGAAACACGGCAUACGGAAUGAAUAUGCCCAACGAACGCCUCAAAUGGCUAAUGCUGUUUGCAGCUGUUGCCCUUAUUGCUAAUGGUCGUCAGACCCUGGCUGCCAAUCCCCCCGAUGCCGACCAAAAAGGACCAGUCUUCCUAAAGGAACCCACCAACCGCAUUGACUUCUCCAACUCCACGGGCGCAGAGAUCGAGUGCAAGGCCAGCGGCAACCCCAUGCCCGAGAUUAUCUGGAUCCGCAGCGACGGUACCGCAGUGGGUGAUGUUCCCGGAUUGCGUCAGAUCUCAUCCGACGGCAAGCUGGUCUUCCCUCCGUUUCGCGCCGAGGACUACCGCCAGGAGGUCCAUGCCCAGGUGUACGCCUGCCUGGCCCGCAACCAGUUCGGAUCCAUCAUCUCCCGGGACGUACAUGUGCGAGCCGUUGUGCCACAAUCCUACACUGUCAAUGUCAUGGAUGAGUCCAUACUGCGUGGCAAUAGCGCCAUCCUAAAGUGCCACAUUCCCAGUUUUGUGGCCGAUUUCAUAGUGGUCGACUCGUGGGUGGAGGACGAGGAGCAAGUUAUCUAUCCUCAGGAGGAUAUCGCGGAAAGCGAUGGAAAGUAUCUGGUAUUGCCCUCUGGAGAACUGCACAUCCGUGAAGUUGGACCCGAGGACGGAUACAAGAGCUACCAGUGCCGAACUAAGCAUCGUCUGACUGGAGAAACCCGACUAAGUGCCACAAAAGGACGUUUGGUCAUCACAGAACCCAUUGGCUCUGUCCCGCCAAAAAUCAACAAUAUCAACGACAAGUUUCAACUGAUGCAGGUUAAAUUGGAAACCACUUUUGCGAUGCAAUGCCCCGGUCAGGCUUAUCCUGUGCCAGUCGUUAGAUGGUACAAGUUCAUCGAAGGAACAACCCGCAAACAAGCUGUGGUGUUAAAUGAUCGAGUGAAGCAGGUCUCUGGCACUCUCAUUAUCAAGGACGCAGUAGUCGAUGACUCCGGCAAAUACCUGUGCGUGGUGAACAAUUCCGUGGGAGGCGAGAGCGUUGAGACCGUGCUUACCGUCACUGCUCCCUUAUCCGCUAAGAUCGAUCCCCCCACCCAGACAGUAGACUUCGGACGUCCAGCCGUAUUCACCUGCCAAUACACUGGAAACCCCAUCAAGACCGUCAGCUGGAUGAAGGACGGCAAGGCCAUCGGACAUAGCGAACCUGUGCUGCGCAUCGAAUCCGUGAAAAAGGAGGACAAGGGCAUGUACCAAUGCUUCGUAAGAAACGACCAGGAAUCUGCGGAGGCUAGUGCUGAGCUGAAGCUUGGAGGCCGUUUCGAUCCUCCUGUCAUCCGACAGGCAUUCCAGGAAGAAACCAUGGAACCCGGACCAAGUGUGUUCCUCAAGUGCGUCGCCGGUGGAAACCCCACGCCUGAAAUUUCCUGGGAACUGGACGGGAAGAAAAUCGCCAACAACGACCGCUAUCAGGUUGGACAGUAUGUGACGGUUAACGGAGAUGUGGUUUCUUAUCUGAAUAUAACCUCGGUGCACGCCAACGACGGCGGCCUCUACAAGUGCAUAGCCAAGAGCAAAGUGGGCGUGGCUGAACACUCGGCUAAGUUAAAUGUAUAUGGACUUCCCUACAUCCGACAAAUGGAGAAGAAGGCGAUUGUUGCUGGAGAAACCCUGAUUGUCACCUGUCCUGUAGCUGGCUACCCCAUCGAUUCUAUUGUCUGGGAGCGAGAUAACCGUGCCCUGCCCAUUAAUCGCAAACAGAAGGUCUUCCCCAACGGAACGCUAAUAAUCGAGAAUGUGGAACGGAACUCAGACCAGGCGACCUACACUUGUGUGGCCAAGAAUCAGGAAGGAUAUUCCGCUCGCGGAUCUCUGGAAGUUCAAGUCAUGGUGCCCCCCAAACUGGCUCCCCUGCCCGUGAAUUCGCCCCUAUACGUGGGCGACUACUACCAGUUGACCUGCGCGGUGGUGCACGGCGACGCACCCUUCAACAUUACGUGGUACUACAACAACGAACCCGCCGGAGACUUGGCCGGGGUCACCAUCCUGAUGCACGGCCGGCGCAGCAGCUCGCUGAACAUCGAGAGCGUGGGGGGUGAACACACGGGCAACUACACCUGCAAGGGCGCCAACCGGGCGGGCGAAACCACAGCAGAGACCCACCUGAGCGUCAAGGUACCUCCUAGAUGGAUCCUCGAGCCCACCGAUAAAGCCUUCGCCCAGGGUUCCGAUGCCAAGGUGGAAUGCAAGGCUGAUGGCUUCCCCAAGCCCCAAGUCACAUGGAAAAAAGCAGUUGGCGACACCCCCGGAGAGUACAAGGAUCUGAAGAAAAGCGACAACAUCCGCGUGGAAGAGGGCACUCUGCAUGUGGACAAUAUCCAGAAGACCAACGAGGGCUACUACCUGUGCGAGGCUAUCAAUGGAAUAGGCUCCGGCCUCUCGGCAGUGAUUAUGAUUAGCGUUCAGGCCCCUCCGGAGUUCACGGAGAAACUGCGCAACCAGACCGCUCGACGAGGAGAACCCGCCGUACUCCAAUGCGAGGCGAAGGGCGAGAAGCCCAUUGGCAUCUUGUGGAACAUGAACAACAUGAGACUGGACCCCAAGAACGACAAUCGCUACACCAUUCGCGAGGAGAUCCUGUCCACCGGAGUUAUGUCCAGCCUAUCGAUCAAGCGCACCGAGAGGUCCGACUCCGCCCUGUUCACCUGUGUCGCCACUAAUGCCUUUGGUUCCGACGACGCAAGCAUAAAUAUGAUAGUCCAGGAAGUUCCAGAGAUGCCCUAUGCCUUGAAGGUGCUCGACAAGUCCGGACGUUCCGUGCAGCUGAGCUGGGCCCAACCCUACGAUGGCAACUCCCCUCUGGACAGGUACAUCAUUGAGUUCAAGCGUUCCCGUGCCUCCUGGAGCGAAAUUGAUCGCGUCAUUGUGCCCGGACACACCACAGAAGCCCAAGUGCAAAAGCUUAGCCCCGCCACCACCUACAACAUUCGCAUCGUGGCCGAGAACGCCAUCGGCACAUCCCAAUCCUCCGAAGCGGUGACCAUCAUCACAGCCGAAGAAGCGCCCUCCGGCAAACCCCAGAAUAUCAAGGUAGAACCCGUGAACCAGACCACUAUGCGCGUAACCUGGAAGCCACCACCACGCACCGAGUGGAACGGAGAGAUCCUGGGCUACUACGUCGGAUACAAGCUGUCCAACACUAACUCGUCCUAUGUUUUCGAGACGAUCAACUUCAUCACCGAGGAGGGCAAGGAGCACAACCUGGAACUGCAGAACCUGCGCGUGUACACCCAGUACUCCGUGGUGAUCCAGGCCUUCAACAAGAUCGGAGCCGGACCACUGAGCGAGGAGGAGAAGCAGUUCACGGCCGAGGGAACGCCCAGCCAGCCACCCAGUGACACCGCCUGCACAACUUUGACCUCACAAACCAUCCGCGUCGGAUGGGUCAGCCCACCUCUGGAAUCCGCCAACGGAGUGAUCAAGACCUAUAAGGUUGUCUAUGCCCCCAGUGAUGAGUGGUAUGAUGAGACCAAGCGGCAUUAUAAGAAGACGGCAUCCUCCGACACCGUUCUCCAUGGCUUAAAGAAGUACACAAACUACACAAUGCAGGUCCUGGCAACAACAGCCGGAGGCGAUGGCGUCCGAAGCGUUCCCAUUCACUGCCAAACCGAACCCGAUGUUCCCGAAGCACCCACUGACGUUAAGGCUCUUGUUAUGGGUAACGCCGCUAUCCUGGUAUCCUGGCGCCCACCAGCACAACCCAACGGCAUUAUCACCCAGUACACCGUAUACUCUAAGGCCGAAGGCGCUGAAACAGAGACAAAGACUCAAAAGGUUCCCCACUACCAGAUGAGUUUCGAGGCCACUGAACUGGAGAAGAACAAGCCCUACGAGUUCUGGGUGACAGCCAGCACCACCAUUGGAGAAGGACAGCAGUCCAAGAGCAUAGUGGCCAUGCCCAGCGACCAGGUGCCCGCCAAGAUCGCCUCCUUCGACGACACAUUUACUGCCACCUUCAAGGAGGACGCCAAGAUGCCCUGCCUGGCCGUUGGAGCUCCCCAACCCGAGAUCACCUGGAAGAUCAAGGGCGUCGAAUUCAGUGCCAAUGAUCGCAUGCGCCUCCUCCCCGACGGAUCCCUGCUCAUCAAGUCGGUGAAUCGCCAGGAUGCCGGAGAUUACUCCUGUCAUGCUGAGAACUCGAUUGCAAAGGACUCCAUAACGCACAAGCUCAUUGUUCUGGCACCACCACAAUCGCCCCACGUCACCCUCUCGGCAACCACCACUGAUGCCCUGACUGUCAAGCUGAAGCCCCAUGAGGGAGACACUGCUCCUCUGCAUGGAUACACCCUGCACUACAAGCCAGAAUUCGGAGAAUGGGAAACAUCAGAAGUGUCUGUGGACUCACAGAAGCACAAUAUUGAGGGACUCCUGUGCGGCUCCCGCUAUCAGGUCUAUGCCACAGGAUUUAAUAACAUUGGAGCCGGCGAAGCGUCUGACAUUUUGAACACCCGAACCAAGGGACAGAAGCCCAAGCUGCCCGAGAAACCUCGCUUCAUUGAAGUGUCAUCGAACUCCGUGUCCCUGCACUUCAAGGCCUGGAAAGAUGGAGGAUGCCCCAUGUCGCACUUUGUGGUGGAGAGCAAGAAGCGUGAUCAAAUUGAGUGGAAUCAAAUUUCGAACAACGUUAAGCCCGACAACAACUACGUAGUUUUGGACCUGGAACCCGCCACCUGGUACAAUCUCCGCAUUACUGCCCACAACUCGGCUGGCUUCACCGUGGCCGAGUACGACUUUGCCACCUUAACCGUUACCGGAGGCACCAUCGCGCCCCUGGACGACGGAUCCAGCCACGGCAACGUACACACCCGCAUCCGCCUGCCCGCCUGGAUGCCCGAGUGGCUCGAUCUCAACUUCAUGGUGCCUCUGAUCGCCACCGUGGUCGUGGUGGCUGUGGGCAUCUGCGUGGUGUGCGUCGCACUCUCCCGGAGGCGAGCGGAUGACAUGCGCGGCGGCCAGAAGGACGUGUACUACGAUGUAGUUUACAAUCAGACAAUGGGACCCGGCGCCACCCUGGACAAGCGUCGUCCGGACCUGCGGGACGAGCUCGGCUACAUCGCCCCGCCCAAUCGGAAGCUGCCCCCCGUUCCCGGAUCCAACUACAACACCUGCGACCGGAUUAAGCGAGGCCGCGGUGGCCUGCGGUCCAACCACUCGACCUGGGACCCUCGGCGAAAUCCCAACCUGUACGAGGAGCUGAAGGCCCCUCCAGUGCCGAUGCACGGCAACCACUAUGGCCACGCCCAUGGCAAUGCCGAGUGCCAUUAUAGGCAUCCAGGCAUGGAAGAUGAAAUCUGCCCCUAUGCCACGUUCCACCUGCUCGGAUUCCGCGAGGAAAUGGACCCCACCAAGGCCAUGAACUUCCAGACCUUCCCCCACCAGAACGGACACACAGGCCCAGUUCCCGGACACGCGGGCACUAUGCUCCCACCAGGACAUCCAGGACACGUGCACUCCCGCUCCGGAUCGCAGUCGAUGCCUCGGGCCAAUCGAUACCAGCGAAAGAACAGCCAGGGCGGGCAGUCCUCGAUCUACACGCCAGCUCCUGAAUACGAUGAUCCCGCCAACUGUGCCGAAGAGGACCAAUAUCGACGAUACACCCGCGUAAACUCGCAAGGCGGCAGCCUGUACUCCGGACCCGGACCCGAAUACGACGAUCCCGCCAACUGCGCCCCUGAGGAGGACCAGUACGGCUCCCAGUACGGAGGACCCUAUGGACAGCCCUAUGAUCACUACGGUUCUCGAGGAUCUAUGGGACGUCGCAGCAUCGGCUCUGCUCGCAAUCCUGGCAAUGGAUCACCCGAACCUCCACCACCACCACCACGCAACCACGAUAUGAGCAACUCCUCAUUCAACGACUCCAAGGAGAGUAAUGAGAUCUCAGAGGCAGAGUGCGAUCGUGACCACGGACCACGCGGAAACUACGGAGCAGUGAAGCGAUCUCCACAACCGAAAGAUCAGCGCACCACCGAAGAAAUGCGUAAACUGAUAGAAAGAAACGAAACCGGCCCAAAACAACUCCAACUCCAACAAGCAAAUGGCGCAGGAUUCACAGCCUACGAUACUAUGGCAGUGUAAUUUGUAAGCGCCUCCUGCGGCGGUGGGCGUGGCAUUUUAGCUUAGUGUUUUAGCUGCAUGAAGUGCGUGGGAGUUGAAUGACACUCAGACACACAGGACACAGAGACACACAGUCAGAUCAUCAGAACACUAGGAGAGAGAAGGAGUUAUAUACCGCAUAUACACGUAAAAUAUUCAACUACUUCAAGUAAUUAUAACGAAGGAAUGCAAGUUUCAUGAAACAUAUUUAUAUUGUCUAUGCAAGCAGCAAACCAAACAUACAUAAAGUAUAUAAGUACGUUCAUAUAAAUAACUACUAUAAGAGUGUGCAGGAAGUACUAAGGGAAAUUACUAAAGUUAUUCGAGAGAUGGUGCAAGCACAGCCCGAAAAAACAGAAAACACUUACGUAUUCGAACUAAUUUUCAAUAAUGUACUUUAGUUUUAAGCGGUGUCUACCGAAAUAUUAGAGCAACAGCAACUGAAAUGGAUUCUUGUGUGUAAGAGGAGAUGAUUCGAAAUCUGUUUGUGUAAACUUUUGCCAUCUUCAUAUGCCAGGAGCGGAAAAAUCAUCCUUUGCCUAGCCUAAGUCAAAGUCAUAAUAUUAACUCAUCUAAUUAAUAUAUAUUUAGUCGUAACAUAUGCGAUAGUAUGAUUUUUUCCUAUGCAUUUUGUAAUUCGUAUGGACAGCGCACAUUUGGAGUUUUGUUUGCGUUGACUUGUGAUGAUUGUUAAUUUGUAGAGCUUUGUGAACCGGUAAUUGUACUCUGUACUUGCUUUGUUCUUUAUUUACAGACAAGUGAUUGUCUUAUCUAAGUUCGCCUUUAUUUUUAAUUCAAAAAUGCGCUUCCAACUGAACAAAUCGAAACUGUUCAAUGCACAAAUCGCAGCCACAAUAAAUGAAUGUAUUAUACAAGAUCCACGGGACACCUGAAAGCCACACAGACACACUCAAGCAGGAUUUAUUAAACCAAUUCUGAUAUAUACCGUUCUGAACAUGAGUUAUACGCAUUUAAAGCUUUAAGAGAACCUGAAAUUGUUUAUUUCACUUCAUUUGAUCUUAAGUUAUUAGUUCAUAAGUUGCCAAAUAUAUGAUUUUGAUUUUUUUUAAUUCAUUACAUUCGCUCUGGGUUAAUUAUUGUUUUUGGGUUCCGCCCAUUGCGGCCAGAAAUCCGUGGAGAUACCACCAACACUACAAAGACUGACUAAUGCAAGCUAAAAACGAAACCGGGUCAAUCCAAGUUUUGCAGACUGAAACCGAUGCAAUGGAGCUGAAAAAUAUGCAGUAUUUUGCUCAAUACGUAGAAUAGCAGGGCAUUUUCGGGGUAAUCCACGAUGUUUCAGCAGCGCACUGCCACGAGAUCGGAACUGGAUUUUGAUCCUCGUCCCUUAAGCACAUCACGAACUGCAUUUAACCAAUGGGAGACGAAAACAGUCAGGUUUAUCAGGCUUAUUAUUUCUUUUCAAUCUCCUUCGGUUCCCACUUAACCUAUCCAAGCUAAUACUCACUCUUACCCAGACUAUACCAGUUUUAUAUAGAUAUAUAUGUACGUAUAUAUAAAUGUAGUGUUGUGAAAAAAUAAGAUUGCUUACCUAUAUGAGUGUACUACAAAUUUUCAUGGCAAACGAACUACAAAUAUUAAGUAGUGUAUAGUAAAGGCAAUGGCAUUUAAUCAAUAAGCAAAUGAAAGAAAUACACCUACAAAUUUUCAAGUAAUUAAAAUAGCAAGCAAUAUUCUAGAGCCAAAGAAACGUUGGAUUUCAGCAAUUGUAACGAAUAAACUCGAAUUUAAUUACACUCGUAAAAUUUAUAAACUUUUCGGCAAAUCAAAAUCAAAACAAAAACUUUUGGCAUUAAAAAGAAAACGAAAUAUUUAACAAAGCGGUUUGAAAAAGAAACCACUUAAGAUAAGUACGAUAAUAUAACAUAGUCCAUUUUUCAUACUAUAAAUCAAGCAGGAAUAACGAUUCCGAGUCGUAUGCUUUUUGAGUUGCUUCAUUGUCAAAAAUGAAUAAGGCGAAAAUUCACGUUUUGCAUUCAUCAAAAGGCGCUUCAUAUUUGUAAUUAUUUAAGCGAUAAGCGUUCAUGCAUAUACAAACAUAUACAAAUAAUUUUUUACUUAACUUUACAUAAAACGCAUUAAUCAAAAUUUAACUCCCAAGAAACAUUAACCAGAAGGUCAGACAAAAAACAUUAGACACUCACAUACGAAGGACAUUCAACUUCAACGCACAUCAGGCUCGACAUCGAGGAAAACUAAGCACGAUCAGCACACAUUUGAAUUCUGUAACCAAGAGGACAGGCAGUUUAAAACGCAUUUAUACUAAUCACUCGCUCCUUCUUAACAGAACGAAUAUUAUACGAAAUUAAGAGAGAAUAAAUACCCCAGUGGAAACAUUCGUAACCAUUAAGCGCGGCAUAUACGGUAAACCCCAAAUUGAAUACUACAAAUAUGUGUAUUACUAAUUACAUUUACGAAAGCAUACAUAUACAUAUUAACUAUAUUAAAUAUUAAAUGUAUUGAAUUGACAACAGCCGGCAUGCCCGGGAAUUACUACUCUGAACCGCUCCAUGUGGAACGGAUUGGUAGUCCCGCCCAAAACUCGAGCAGUUUGCAUGUCCGACCAGCGAACAAAGAAUUUGUCAGUUUCCAGUUUCAGU
Drosophila teissieri is the source of this 9307-nucleotide messenger RNA. It is a transcript of the gene Dscam1, whose product is annotated as Down syndrome cell adhesion molecule-like protein Dscam2. The transcript has 24 exons. Gene Ontology annotation, molecular function: cell-cell adhesion mediator activity. Gene Ontology annotation, cellular component: axon; plasma membrane. Gene Ontology annotation, biological process: dendrite self-avoidance; homophilic cell-cell adhesion; axon guidance. The record is from RefSeq and is a predicted model, not a curated record. Bases 564 to 6668 code for a protein of 2034 amino acids. NCBI's taxonomy places the organism in Eukaryota, Metazoa, Arthropoda, Insecta, Diptera, Drosophilidae.